Molecule: messenger RNA, 378 nt
Organism: Drosophila mauritiana
Lineage: Eukaryota; Metazoa; Arthropoda; Insecta; Diptera; Drosophilidae
Exons: 2
Coding region: 13-357 (114 amino acids)
Source: RefSeq, a predicted model, not a curated record
AUUGUUAACACGAUGCGAUGGCAGUUGGCAAUUAUGUGGCUUUUCGCCUCGGCGUUUGCAGUACCUGUCAUAAAGUGGCGCCGCCAAAUAGUGACGCCGAAGCACUUGAUGGCACCACCUUUGUUACCCAUCGCACAGGACAAAGUUGUGGUCACCCCGCAGAAGCUUAGAGAAGUGGCUGACUUGAAGGCCAUGAUUCAAAAGGCCGUCGAUGAGAACACUUCCGUGGUGUCCGCUGCACCAUCAAAGGAUUUUCUAGCAACACUGGGUGGAAAUUGGGGAACACCUUUAUCCUUGCCUCCUUCCUGGACUGCGCCAGCCUUUAAUCUUAAAUUUUCUUGGCAUGGAUUUGGCUAACAACAUGCAACGAAUUUGAUC